Molecule: messenger RNA, 3228 nt
Organism: Symbiodinium natans
Lineage: Eukaryota; Dinophyceae; Suessiales; Symbiodiniaceae
Source: the annotation of a GenBank genome assembly
AUGGAUGCGGAAGCCAGCAUCUCUGAGGACAUUGCAGACAUCGGCAAGGUGUCUGUCGAGUGUGCAGCAGCAGAGUGGUUGGAGGUGGAGGCGCCGAAACCUCCAGACCAGGAACUCUAUCAGCUCUUGUCCCACGCAGCGGAGAGCGGCGAUCUGGAGAGCCUUCUUGAAGUCACCGAUGCCCAUCUCACCGAGCUCAGCAGCAUCAAUGCGGCCUUUGCCCUAAUACAUGCUGCUCGGAUGCUGCAGGCAGACCAUCCGGGCGGGGACAAGCCUCACAGUCCGAAGCUGCUGAACCUGAUUCGACACGUUGAAAACAUUGUGAUGGGUGAAAAGCACCGCUUAUCAGCUCAGCUCCACCUUGAAGGCACAGGGGCCGAAGCUGCCGAAUCUGAGGACUCCUCCUCCGAGGCGAUGAAGGUGGAGGAUCACGGCCUCCACAUGGCAUGGACAAUAUCUGUGAUAUGCUGGGCUGUAGGUUUGCUGGGUCAUAAGAACGAGGAGUUGCUGGCAUGCCUAGCUAGUAUGGUAAAGCCGCUGCUCCCGCACCUCAGUCCUCAUCAGUUGCAGAAUUGUUUGUGGGCAUUUGCCACCCUUGGAAUGAAAGACUCGGGCCCAUUCUUUGGGGCUGCUGUCGAAACAAUUGAACGUCGUAUAAAGCUCUUCAGUCAUGAGAGCUUGGUUGCCAUCCUGACGAGUUUCGCAAUGGUGAAGGUCUUGAAUGCCAAUCUUUUCGAUGCAGCUGCGAAUGUCCUGGCGAGCGCUGGAGACACACUCCGUCCUCAGGACAUUGCCAACUGCACUUGGGCAUUUGCGAUCUUGCGGCAUCCACAUCCAGAAGUGUUUUCGGGUCUGGGUGCAUCUGCGGCAAGGAGACUCCAUGAGUUCCGACCGGAGCAGGUGGCGGUGCUGGCCUGGGCCUUUGCGCUGGCGCGCUGGCGUCUGGAGAGGCUCUUCGAGGCCAUCCAGAAUGAUGUCGUCGACCGGUACAAGGAAUUCACUCCCGACAGCUUCGCCAAUGUCCUCCAAGCCUUCGCCCUCGUGGGGCAUGAAGGAGGACAAGUAAUCCUGGAGGUGGCUGCCUCGUUUGUCGCAGCCAACAUCUCAGAGUACAGCGGCAAGGCUCUGGCCAAGCUAGUCUAUGCAAUCGGCAAGACACGUGGACCUGCCAACGGCGUGUUGGUUGCGAUCCUUGCAAAGGAGUUCCUCGAGAGAAUGGACACACUGUCACUGUCUCUAUUGGCUGCAGUGCUUCUGGGGUUCUGGAAGGUGCCAGUCAACAAGCGAGACUUUUAUUGCCAGGCUGCCUCCAAGGUUCAAGCAAACCUGGAGCACUUUGAGACUCCUGUUCUUGUUCGUUUGCUCAAGAUAUUCGCAGCAGCGGGAGCCAUAGAAGCAACGUUUGCGCAGGAUAUCGUCGAGGAGGCACAGCGUCGCAUGCCGAAGCUGCGAGCGGCCGAGCUGGUUGUUCUUGCAAAGACGUUCCUUCAGAUCGGCCAAGCGUCGCCGUCACUGUUGGAAACUUUAGCGGAGCAUGGAGACAAAGUUCUGCCACAGAUGUCGCACAAGGAGCUUGCGAGCUUCCUGCGCUCCCUGAGUGGGCUUGGCCUGACUUCUGCCUCGACAAGUGGCGAAGCCUUGUUCAGGCAGGCGGCCUCUAAGGCCACUCGGCACCUCUUGAGAAGCAAGGAUGAUCGCCGAUCCUCUGUGAAGUCCUCUGACCUCGCAUGCUUGUCCAGAGUCUUUGCUCGUGCAGCAGCUGCCACUGGACCCCUCGCAGACAAGUAUCAGGCGUCGGCGGAGCCCCCUUCAGAGCUUCGCGAGGCAAUAAACACAUUCCUGCACGCGGCAGUGCGAGAGGCGCUGCAGCGCUUGGACGAGUAUCAGGCUUCACCUGCCUGCUUAGUCGGCGUGCUUUGGGCGGCCUCCCAGUGCGAAGCGCAGUGUGAGUCUCUGGUUCAGGCGGCCAUCCCCAUACUGCUGCCUCCCGAUGCCGGAGGUUGUGACAACCAUCUCCACAGAUUGCAGCUGCCCGAACUUGCAGAACUGGCCCAGGCGCUCACCCACCUUGGAGUGGAGCGGGUGGAGCUGUACAGGGCGCUGGCCGAUGUUGCAACUGCAUGCAUGAAGGAGACUGAUGAAGCUGGAGCUCCAGUGGAGCAGCUUGUGCCUGCUGCGGAGCUCCUCUGCCUUCUGGCGACCGCCGGGAUUUCGGCCUCAGCGCUUGCAGUUGCCACGGCUGACAAAGUUCUGACAGUCCUCGACCAGGCUGACAGCGGAGAGAUCAAGCUCCCGGCGUGGGUCAUUGCUCGCUGCAUCGCUGGGCUUGCCAUGGUUCCGGAAAGGGGGGGUCGCGUGAUCCGCGCCUUGAAGCUCCUGGCAUGUGCUGCGACGGCCCGCGUGGUGGAGCUCCUGCCAGAGGAACGUGCCCUGAUCUUUUGGAGCCUAAGCUUGCAAAGCUGCUACGAGGACAUUUUUGGAGCAGUUUUGGAUCAGACGCCGUGGACACUUUGGGCACCAAAGCCACAGGAGGAGCUGGUGCUCAGUGGCACAGGCUUCGUUCCCACACCAAAGCUUGUGGCCCUGUGCCAGGUUCACCUUGCAGAUCUUGCUCUUCGCAUCGAAGGUGGAGGUGAGCAGAGUAGUCUUUCAGCGGCACAGAGGAAGCACGUUGUGGAAGCGAGUUCAGUGAUGUCUCGAGUGCGGCCAGAUAUACCGGCAGAGGCCGAGCCCAUCUGCCAAGCGCUUAUCUCCAUGGACUUGCUUCCUUCCCUGGGAAGUUCUACGCCGGAAGGCUUGCCCUUGAGUAUUCGAGUCAGCUCCUCUGCCAUGAUGGAUUCGUCCGCGUCGACGGUGUCGAUCGAGGUAGAUCGACCGGGAGACUUGCUCUUUGACAUCAACUCUGGCAAAGCGCAUCGGUUCCUGCCUACAGCACUGAGAAGACGCUUGCUUUGGUGCUUGGGCCAUACCGUUGUGGUUUUGCCCUGGUAUGAGGUAAGCCGCUGUGAUGACGAGCAGCUCGCGGCGCUUCUGCGUGCAAGACUUGCUGAGGUGUCGCCGCCGCGGCCAUGCUUCAAUCGAGGACCAUCCAAGCUCCAUCCACUUGAAGCGGAAGGAGAGGAAAGCAGCGCGGAAGCAAGUGCAAGUGCCAGCAGCAGCUUCAGUGUUUCUUCACGAAAGUAUCCACCAACACAACAUGCGCCAGUGAGGCCGCCUCCUGGGCUUUGA